Molecule: messenger RNA, 2238 nt
Organism: Myotis davidii
Lineage: Eukaryota; Metazoa; Chordata; Mammalia; Chiroptera; Vespertilionidae
Gene: SLC26A11
Product: solute carrier family 26 (anion exchanger), member 11
Exons: 17
Coding region: 1-1752 (583 amino acids)
Biological process (GO): transmembrane transport
Cellular component (GO): membrane
Molecular function (GO): secondary active sulfate transmembrane transporter activity
Source: RefSeq, a predicted model, not a curated record
AUGGUGCAUGGCGUCUGGGAAGAUGAUGGAGCCGGCCAUGCCCUGGUCCCCCCGCCCGGCCCAGAGGGCCCGCAGCUGCCCCCCUGCCGCCCUGCGGGGGCGGGGCUCUCGGUGGCGCUCACGGUCAUCCCCCAGGCGCUGGCCUACGCGGAGGUGGCUGGACUCCCUCCCCAGUACGGCCUCUACUCUGCCUUCGUGGGGUGCUUCGUAUACUUCUUCCUGGGCACCUCCCGCGACGUGACUCUGGGCCCCACGGCCGUCAUGUCUCUCCUGGUCUCCUCCUACACCUUCCGUGAGCCUGCCUACGCCGUGCUGCUCGCCUUCCUGUCCGGCUGCGUCCAGCUCGCCAUGCGGUUCCUGUGCCUGGGGUUCCUGCUGGACUUCAUCUCCUGCCCCGUCAUCAAAGGUUUCACCUCUGCCGCUGCCAUCACCAUUGGCGUCGGGCAGAUCAAGAACCUGCUGGGACUGCAGCGCAUCCCCAGACAGUUCUUCCUGCAGCUGUACCACACCUUUCGCAGCCUCGGGGAGACCAGGGUGGGCGAUGCCGUGCUGGGGCUGGUCUGCCUGCUGCUGCUGCUGCUGCGGCUGAUGCGGGCCCACGCGCCCCCCGUGCACCCCGACAUGCCCCCCGGAGUGCGGCUCAGCCUCGGGCUGGUCUGGACAGCCACGACCGCCCGCAAUGCCCUGGUGGUCUCCGGCGCCGCCCUGAUGGCCUACUCCUGCGACGUGGCUGGGCACCGGCCCUUCGUCCUCACCGGGGAGGUGGUGCAGGGGCUCCCUGCGGUGCGGCCCCCCCACUUCUCAGUGACCACAGCCAACGGGACGGUCUCCUUCACCCAGAUGGUCCAGGACAUGGGGGCCGGGCUGGCCGUGGUGCCGCUGAUGGGGCUGCUGGAGAGCAUCGCCGUGGCCAAGGCCUUCGCGUCUCAGAAUAACUACCGCAUCGACGCCAACCAGGAGCUGCUGUCCAUCGGCCUGACCAACAUUCUGGGCUCCUUCUUCUCUUCCUUCCCGGUCACCGGCAGCUUCGGACGGACGGCCGUGAAUGCCCAGUCGGGGGUGUGCACCCCUGCGGGGGGCCUGGUGACAGGGGUUCUGGUGCUGCUGUCGCUGGGCUACCUGACCUCGCUCUUCUACUACAUCCCCAAGGCCGCGCUGGCGGCCGUCAUCAUCAUGGCCGUGGCCCCGCUGCUGGACACCGGGAUCGCCCGCACGCUGUGGCGCGUGAGGAGGCUGGACCUGCUGCCCCUGAGCGUGACCUUCCUGCUCUGCUUCUGGGAGGUGCAGUACGGCGUCCUGGCGGGCACGCUGGUGUCCCUGCUGGUCCUGCUGCGCUCCGUGGCCAGGCCCGGCCUGCAGGCACCUUCAAAUAUUUGUUAUCCUCUUUUUUUAUGGGUUGCUGGCGGCCUGCACUUCCCCGCUGUUGAGGCCCUGCGCGAGGCCGUGACGAGCCGGGCCCUGGGAGCGUCCCCACCGCGCUGCGCGGUCCUGGAGUGCAGCCACGUCUGCAGCCUUGACUACACGGUGGUGCUGGGGCUCCGGGAGCUGCUGGAGGACUUCCGGCGGCAGGGCCUCACCCUUGCCCUCGUCGGCCUGCAGGAGCCCGUGCUCCACGUCCUGCUGUCCGCUGACCUGAAUGUCCAGCACUUCCCCAGCCUGGAGGAGGCAGAGAAAUACCUGAGUCAGGAGCCGGGCUCCCAGCCCCACAGCUUCAGCGAAGACUCUGUCCCGAAGCCCUCGCUGCCCUGCUGAAGGCCGGAGCGCCCGAGGGCAGGGCGGCCGAAGGUUCUCCUGCGAGGCCGGACGCUGCGCUGGCCGGAGGGUCUGAGGAAGCCGGAGCGGACCUGGAGGAAGGACAUGGCCCCACUGGUUCCCCCCGGGACGAUGGAAGCUUGACCUCUUACCGACCUGGGGCAGAGCCCUUGUUUGGAGAGUGGUUUGGAGAGAGACUUCUAGAAAGACAGACCCCAGGGUGUCAGCCUGGGCCAGGAAGGGUCCCCACAGCACAGCCCCUUCCUGGCUUGGGGGGCGGGUGGGGCACAUCUCCUGGGGGUGCUGUUCCCCGCCCCCCUUCAGCCCCGGCCCCCUGCCGUUCUGGGAGGAACAAGGUGUGCCAAUGGCCUCCUGUCUGCUGAAGGGCGGUGCGGCUGCACAGUGUAUUUUCACUGUAGUUGUUAAUCCUCAUGUGAAGGUAUUUUUCCAUUGAUUUUUAGAGCAAGUGAAAGGGAAGGGGAGAGA